UUUGUUUUUUUAUCAUUUACAGACCCUUGCUACAAAUACACUGUGCUGGAUGAUCCAUGGAGAUCCACAACUUAUGCAUAUACUCCCCAAAACCUAAAGUGUGACUAUAAUGUCAACUGGGUCGGCUGGUAUCGUCUCUUCUUGAAUGGUCAGAGCGCUCAGAUGUCAGAAACGUGCGUUAGUCAGUUUAUGUGUAGCACUCAUGCCCCGCUCUGGCUGAACGGAGCACAUCCAAACAUCGGGGAUGGAGAGGUGACCCGAAACGUCUGCGGUCACUGGGAGAAUAACUGCUGCCGUUUCCCUUCCAAUCCCAUAAAAGUCAAAGCCUGUCCAGGAGGUUAUUACGUCUAUGCGUUUGUUCAGCCAAAUUACUGCUCUGGGACCUACUGUGCAGUUACCAGCAUCAACAACGCUCCGGAGUCAACCUUGGGAGCACCAACAAUAUUUUACCCGUUCGGCUCAGCGGCAGGAGACACAAAUAAUCCUGUUCUCGAAGAUGGAAGCUCUCCUGUUAUUCAGCUGUCGAGUUCAUUUCUGUUCUUUGGUCGCUCGUACCAGAACAUUUACGUGAAUAAUAAUGGAUACCUCACAUUUAACCAGGCUUCGUCAGAAUAUGUUCCCUACUCGUUUCCCGCUAACAGAAGUCAGGAUAUAAUUGCUGGUCUCUGGACUGAUCUUGACAACCGUGUGAAAGGAGUUGUUUCAUAUCAGCAGUACAUUAAUGGAAGUCUUCUCACAAACGCCACUCGGGAUAUAAAGACAUAUUUCCCAGAUCUGAACUUCAACGCUUCUUGGGUCUUCGUGGCGACGUGGGAUAAAGUCGCUUACUUCCCAGUAACCAACACAAACACAUCGUUUCAAAUGGUUUUAAUUUCAGGCCGUAAUAUUUCCUUUAUUCUGAUGAAUUAUGGAGACAUUGCUGUAACAGAACAUCCAGUGCAGGCUGGUUAUGACACAAUAAGCUCCACAAACUACUUUGUGAUUCCUGGAUCAAAACUCGGCAGCUUCAUCUCAAACCUCAGGAGCUCCAGUAAUGUUGGUGUUCCCGGUCGAUGGGUCUUCAGGGUGGACAGCGGCAAAAAUAACAUCGUUGGACUUAAAGCGAAACUUACCUCAUUUUCUGACCUAACAGAUAAUGGAAACAUUCAGAUGGUUUUAGAUCAAUUGAAACAGGUGCUGGUUAGGAACGGUGUGUCAAACAGCAUCGAGCUGAAGCUAAGAAAAGUGCAAAAGAUAAAGCCAUGAUAUCAGUCUCCUUCACAAAAUUUUAUGAAAGAGAUACAGGUAUAAUUUUUCCACGUGGACAAGUCUUUAAAGUUUUACAUUUUGCAGUAACUUUCUUUGCCCGUUAAAAGGGAUUUAUACAAUAAAACCAUGACCAACAAUUACAAAUUUCUCAUGUGAGCAAGUUUAAUGAUUAUUAUAAAAUUAGAUAACAAUCAGUUUCACAAAUCCAGUUAUAUCUGGUAAAGAGGAGCCUUCUUCUCACACAAAGCUGUGAUUAGUGAUUUGUAAUAUAGUGCAAUUGUUGUAUAGUUCGUUUUUGUUCUUAUGGGCUCUAAUCUUAAGGGGGAAAAAAAUUACAUUUCUCUUUUGAAAAAAAUGGUGAAAUUUCCAUUUAUGGGUGCAAUGUUGAAAGGGUCAUCAAAUAUGUUUGUCAUAGGUAUACUUAUUUUUUUACUUUUUCUAACUUAUGUAAUGUAAUCUUUGUAUGACUGUGUCCACUAAAGAAAACAUUUUGUA
Puntigrus tetrazona (Sumatra barb) is the source of this 1743-nucleotide messenger RNA. RefSeq names its product sushi, nidogen and EGF-like domain-containing protein 1. The record is from RefSeq and is a predicted model, not a curated record. Gene Ontology annotation, biological process: cell-matrix adhesion. NCBI's taxonomy places the organism in Eukaryota, Metazoa, Chordata, Actinopteri, Cypriniformes, Cyprinidae. The transcript has 8 exons. The coding region runs from base 163 to 1245 and encodes 360 amino acids.